Cryphonectria parasitica EP155 is the source of this 1306-nucleotide messenger RNA. RefSeq lists its product as uncharacterized. The transcript has a single exon. The coding region runs from base 101 to 1306 and encodes 401 amino acids. The record is from RefSeq and is a predicted model, not a curated record. Gene Ontology annotation, cellular component: cytoplasm. Gene Ontology annotation, biological process: RNA surveillance; nuclear-transcribed mRNA catabolic process, no-go decay; ribosome disassembly. NCBI's taxonomy places the organism in Eukaryota, Fungi, Ascomycota, Sordariomycetes, Diaporthales, Cryphonectriaceae.
ACUUUCUGCUCAACUACAAAGGCUGCCCGUUCCCAUCAAACAAUAUCAGCAUCAGAGACUGAUUCGAAUUCAGAAGCUGGUCAAUGAAUAUCAACAUAAAAUGCAGCUAGUGAAUGCCAAGAAGAUUCCUCGGAUCGAGGACCUCGGCGAGGGUUCAGUACAGCUGGUUGCCACCGAGCCCGAAGACAUGUGGCACGCCAACAACCUGAUCGCUGUCGACGAUGUGGUUCGCGCACACGCUAUACGAAAGGUCGCCAAGGAGUCCGCGACCGGCACAUCCUCUACCGAGCGUAUUCAUACGGACUUGACCAUCACUGUCACCUCAACAUUCUUCGAUCCCUCUGCCUCAGCCCUCCACGUUAGCGGCAAAGUCGUUGCUGCGAACGCCUUUGUCAGCGCCGGCCAGUACCACACCCUCGACCUCGAGCUGAACCGCCCCUUCACCUUGUGGAAGAAGCAUGGUUGGGAUUCGGUCGCAGUCCAAACGCUGCGAGAUGCCUUAAACCAAGACAGGGAUGGGGCUAUUGCUGCAGUCGUUAUGGACGAGCACGUAGCCAACAUCUGCCUGAUCACCGACUUCCAGACCCUCUUGAGACAGAGAGUGAGUGGCUCUGGCAGCGGUAAAGGGAACCCUGGCUCGUCUAGAGAGGACAAGGCCGUCAGGCGAUACUUUGACAAAAUACUUGCAACCUUGCUCCGUGCCAUCGAUUUUUCCCAACCACGCCCACUCCUCCUCGCUAGCCCUGCCUACGUCGCGACCAAUUUCAAGCAAUACAUCUCCGAAGAAGGCGCAAGACUUGUCGACAAGAAAUUGAUGACCCUGGCGAAAAACGUCACAAUCGCCCAAUGCUCCAACGGGUCUGUGCACUCGCUGAACGAGGUGCUGAAGAAGCGCGAGGUCUUGGCCCUCAUGAAGCAGAGAAAAUCCACAUCCGAGACGAAAUACCUGGACGAGUUGGCGGAAAGAAUAAGGAAGGAUGAUGGCCGGGCAUGGUACGGUGUGAAGCCCGUGGCAAAGGCCGUGGCCGAGGGAGCGGUAGGCCGAGGCGGCGGCGUGCUGCUUAUCAACAACGAUUUGUUCAGGAGUCAGGAUAUCGCCACGAGGAAGCAGUACGUAGCUUUGGUUGACAAAGUCAAGGAGGAUGGGGGCGAGGCGAGAGUGCUCAGCAGUGACCACCAGAGCGGGAAGAGGCUAGAGGGGAUGGGAGGUAUCGCUGUGAUAUUGACAUACCCAAUAUUCGACCUGGACGAUACCGACGAUGAGGACGGCGGGGCGAUGGAAGACACAGGAAGCAUGAUCAUAUGA